CACGAUAGAGCUCAGAUCUAAGCUACACAACACGGGAAACUAGUCCACGAUUCCAUAAGCAGCUGUUCGGAACCCGCGGCUUCACCGCUUGUGAGCACACAGCCGUCGCCACGUAUCAGCCAUGCGGGAUUUGGAGUUCGGGGAUUCCCCAGUCCCACAAAUGCCGGAGCGGGGCGGCGCAGCGGGCGGCGGUGGCCCCCGGGUGGUGCUGGUGACCGACCUGGACGACGGCAGCGACUCCUCCUCCACGGAGUCCUCCUCCUCCUCGGAGGACGAGUCGCGCUUCCAGGAGUCUGCCCGCAGCUCGGACCUCUCUUCCGAGUUCUGGCAGAUCCAGAAGCUCGUCAAGUACAUGAAGUCAGGAAACCAGACAGCGACGGUUAUCGCACUCUGCUGCCUCAAGGACCACGACCUCACCACCGACGCCAACCAGACGGCCAUAAGAGAUACCGGAGGACUGGAAGUUCUGGUUAACCUGAUUGAAACUGACGACUUCAAGUGCAAGCUUGGCUCCCUUUCCGUCCUGAGCAAAAUCUCCACAAACACAGACGUGAGGCGGUGCGUCACCGACCUAGGAGCUGUACCUCUGCUCGUGAACAUCCUUUCUGAUCAGGCCAAGCACCUGCAGAUCCUGGCCGCGGAGACGAUUUCGAAUGUCGCUAAGGUUAAGAAGGCGAGGAGGAGCGUCCGGCGGUGUGGCGGCAUCCCCAAGCUGGUGGACCUGCUGGACGUGAGCCCGGCGGCGCUGUGCUCGCCGCUGGAGUCGUUGUCGGCCGACGACCAGCAGCAGGUGGAAGUGGCGCGCGCUGGCGCGAAGGCGCUGUGGUCGCUGUCGCAGUCCGUCAAGAACAAGGAGGCUAUGCGCAGGACAGGCUGCGUGCGUCUGCUCGCCAAGCUGCUCAAGUCCUGCCACCAGGACGUCGUCGUGCCCAUCAUGGGCACCAUCCAGCAGUGCGCCUCGGAGAAAAACUAUCAACUAGCAAUCCAAACAGAAGGUAUGAUAAUCGACUUAGUACGGCACCUCUCUGAUGAAAGUAUGGAACUGAAGAAACACUGUGCUUCAGCUAUAUUCAAGUGUGCAGAAGAUGAGAUUACAAGGGACCUAGUACGCCAGAACGGUGGUUUGGACCCAUUGGUGAAACUUGCUCGGGACAGCAAUGUCCACCAAGAUAAACCACUACUGGCUGCUGUGACUGGGGCCAUCUGGAAGUGUUCCAUGAGCCCUGACAACGUACGCCGGUUUGAUGAACUGAGAACUGUAGAGGUCCUGGUUAGUCUACUACAGGAUGAAAGUGAGGAGGUGCUAACAAAUGUUGUCGGAGGGCUCGCCCAGUGUGCAAAAUUUCCUCAUAAUCGAGAAGUUCUGAGAAAUGCCAAAGGUAUUCCUCUGCUAGUGCAGUUACUGAACAGUACUAACCAGUCACUACUGGAGAACGUUGCCCUUGUGCUUGGUGAGUGUGCUAAUGAGAAGGAAUCAAUGGCAAUCAUUGAAGAACUUGAUGGCGUGAGGCUCAUCUGGUCUUUGCUGAAGAAUCCAUCACCUCGGGUGCAAGCAAAUGCUGCUUGGGCAUUAUGUCCAUGCAUCCAUAAUGCUAAGAAUUCUGGAGAAAUGGUGAGAAGUUUUGUUGGUGGUCUGGAGUUGAUUGUGAGCCUACUUCGUUCAAGCGAUAUUAAUGUCCUCGCCUGUGUAUGUGCUGCUCUUUCCAAAAUAGCACUGGAUAAGGAGAAUCUGGCUAUUAUUACAGAUCACGGUGUGGUGCCAAUGUUAGCACAACUGGUUCUAACACAAGAGAACCGUCUUCAAGAACAUCUGGCAGAGGCCAUUGCUAACUGCUGCAGAUGGGGCAACAACUGCCAUGAAUUUGGUCGUCUAGGAUCUAUUACACCACUUGUUGGUUACAUGGCCUCAAAGGAUAAGGCUGUUCAUCGGACCACAGCUUAUGCCCUUCACCAGCUCUCAACUGAUCCAUUUAACUGCAUCACUAUGCACCAAAGUGGAGUUGUGCCGUAUCUCUUGGAGACCAUAGGAUCAAGUGAUGAAAAACUACAGGAAGCUUCUGCUGGAUGCCUAAGCAACAUUAGAAAACUAGCGCUUUCUGCAGAAAAGUUUAAGAACAAUGAAGUUCCAUUUUGA
Messenger RNA from Schistocerca piceifrons (Central American locust), 2134 nucleotides. RefSeq names its product armadillo repeat-containing protein gudu (gene gudu). Gene Ontology annotation, molecular function: protein binding. The record is from RefSeq and is a predicted model, not a curated record. NCBI's taxonomy places the organism in Eukaryota, Metazoa, Arthropoda, Insecta, Orthoptera, Acrididae. The transcript is spliced from 11 exons. The coding region runs from base 122 to 2134 and encodes 670 amino acids.